AUGGGGAAUGGUCAGGCUGAUGGAUACAAUUCAACGGGAUGCUUUGACUUGAAGUGUGAUGGAUUCCUACCAGUUAACUAUGCUCCUAUUACCCCGGGAGAUACUCUCAAGGGGAAGAGUAAGAUAUCUAUCAAGAUAUUCAAGAGUAAAGAUGAUGGAGACUGGUGGUUACACUUUGCCCAUGCUGGUGAAAAGUUUGCUCCCGUCGGAUAUUGGCCACGGAGUCUUUUCAAUAGCUUGGCUUAUUAUGCAAAUUAUGUAAGUUGGGGAGGCUUCACUGGAUCUCUUGUAGGGGCACCAAGCCCGCCCAUGGGCAAUGGGCACUGGCCAGGACAAGACUCUGCUACAUUUCGUGAUGUGCAAUAUGUCAACAGUGAUGGGAAGGGUUAUCGUAAGGCAAUUCCAGCGCCUGGCCUUCAGUCUAGAGUAACCCAUAAGGACUGUUAUCGUGUCAGCAAAUUUAUGACUGACAAGUUCAGCUAUGGGGGACCUGGUGGUUGUACUAAUUAG
Hordeum vulgare subsp. vulgare (domesticated barley) is the source of this 510-nucleotide messenger RNA. RefSeq lists its product as uncharacterized. The record is from RefSeq and is a predicted model, not a curated record. The transcript is spliced from 3 exons. The coding region runs from base 1 to 510 and encodes 169 amino acids. NCBI's taxonomy places the organism in Eukaryota, Viridiplantae, Streptophyta, Magnoliopsida, Poales, Poaceae.